AUGUUCGAGAUAAUUCGAAAACCGACAAACCCACUAUACCACAGUGACGAAUACGAAAAUUCCUUGCGUUGCCUCGAAAGCAGGAUAACAAAUAUUGUCCCGUCGGCACUAGAAGGUAUAUCCGAUACUGUGUCCGGCUUGAACACAGCCUGGUCGGCUAUGAUGGAACUCUUCAACCUAGCUGGUCUAAUUUACCUCAAAAGAGCAUCGCGAAACUUUUCAGGAAUCUCCCCGCAAAUUGACACGAUGGUUGAGAGGGCCUAUGUACUUCUCGACGACUUAGAGACCUUCAAUCCGACCUUUCCACUGCUGAUUGUCGGAUGCGAGGCUAGGACAGAUAAGCAGAGAAUGAGAAUUCUAGAGCAUAUUGAAAGAGCAAUGACAACCUCGAGUUUGAGGAGCUUGCAUGAGCUGCGGAAUAUUCUCCAGCAGAUAUGGGUCCAGGACGACCUUGCUAUGGAUUAUGAGCUAGACUACUUGAAUAAAAUGGACGCUGUAAUAAGUUCUUACCGAAUUUUACCGAGUUUUGCUUAA
This is a messenger RNA of Venustampulla echinocandica, 534 nucleotides long. RefSeq lists its product as uncharacterized. The record is from RefSeq and is a predicted model, not a curated record. Bases 1 to 534 code for a protein of 177 amino acids. The transcript has a single exon. NCBI's taxonomy places the organism in Eukaryota, Fungi, Ascomycota, Leotiomycetes, Helotiales, Pleuroascaceae.